AUGUCGGAGAGAAGAGAAACUGAAGAGCAGGAGGUGAAAGAAGGUGAGGGGCAGAACACGGAAACAACCCCCCAGCCAGGUGAAAGUACUGCAGAGCAGCCGCCAGAGGACGACGGAGAGCCGAGAAGUGAUGGGGGGCAGGUGAAGCUGGAGAGCUGGACCGCAGGUGAGUUCAAAGAAGCAGAAACUCAGGCUGAUGUGAACGAUGACACCGAGCAGCUGGAGGAGCCUCAGAAAACUCCAGGUGAUGGAAAAUGUACAGAUGCAGUGGAGACGGUAGAAGAAGCUGAAACUCAGACGGAUCUACCUGAUGAUGCCGAGCGGCUUCGAGAGCAUCAGAGAAAAGACAAUGUUGGAAACUCUACAGCUACAGUGAAGGUGCUGCUGGUGCCAGAGGGCCAUGUGAUGACGGUGGCCUUCGCCAUCGGCCUCAGCAUUGAGGAGCUGAAGCGUCACCUGGCCUCAGAGCUCCGGGUUCCUGCCGAGGUGCUGCAGCUCUCUCUGGACGGUCGAGCGGUGGAAGAGGAGCGGAGCCUCAUGGAGCUCGGCGUCCGGCCACACGGCUCCACCCGGAUGGAGAUGAGCUCCACCGACCCGACCGUCCACCCGCUGCGCCCCCUCCGGCCCCCGGAGCAAGACAACAUGCCGGACGUCAUCACUGUCCGAGUUCAGACAGAUGAGGGCGUGUUCCAGGAGGUGGUGGUGGAGAUUGAGCGUCCCCGCCAGCAGAAGGCCUUCCUGGGCGGCUACAGGCACCGGCUGACGGGGACGGAGUACCGCAACGCAGCCGUCCAGACCCUGCCCAAGAGGAGACCUGACGGAGGGGUGGUGGUCUUCAGCCGCGACACACAGACAGCGGAGCUGACGCGUCAGGCCCAGCAGUGUCCAGUCAACGCCUCCACCCAGACGACCCGGGGCGGCUGCUACGUCUCCCAUCUGAAAGACAAGCUGGUCGUCCCCGGCAACUACAUCACAGCUGACGAGCAUCAUGCCAGGAGGCUGAGAGCUGUGAUCCGCCUGCAGUCGUUUGUUCGGCGCUGGCUGGCCCGGCGGCAGGUGGAGGCGCUGAGGAGGGAUCGGGACCGACGGCUGGCCUGGCUGGAGAUGCAGGAGAGGAGGAGGACGGAGGAGAAGGAGGAGCAGCUGAGAGACCGCCGCCAACGCUGGAGGAACCCGCAGAGGAGGGAGGACUUCAACCUGCUGUACCACGCUCUGGAGAAGUGGAGGCUCGAGGCGGAGCAGCGCAUCAACUCCUCCCUGCGAGGAGCUGAGAGGAAGGCGGCUCUCUGCUCGCUGCUGGAGCGGGAGACGCAGCUCAUCGCCACCAUCGGACGCCAUCGCAUCGCCGCCCAGGAGAGCAACUACGACCAAGCUGUCAGGAGACUCCUGGACAAGUCUGCGGCUCCUCAUCAGUGGGCGGCAGCAGACGGUCGACUCAUCCAGAUGGAGACUCAACACACACUGAGAGCCAGACAGCUGCGAGACCUGUACAACAACCAGAACCAGACCACUACAGACCAGGACCAGAGACUCCAAGUCCUCAUGACACUCAAACACACUGUCAAGGAGCACACGUGUCAGCUGACCCGGGACAUCGUGGAUUUGAUUGACAGGGAGGUGGACCUGAUGACUCGGGGGGUUAAGGCAGCCAAUCUGGCGGGGCUGAGGGAGAGGAUCUCCACUCUGUUCCUCCAGUACAUCAAAACACCAGCGUUUAACCCUGAGGUGGCCAGGCUGCUGAAGGUUCCCCAGAACCCCUCCCAGCUGAAGGACGGCAUGUUCUUCUGUCGGGGCUGUCAUCGCUACCUGCAGUUUGCGGACUUCAGCCCGUCUGCCAGCGCCCGUCUGAGCGGGCGGUGCCGCGACUGCGCCGGACUCGACAACAUAGCGAGAUCCCGCCACGACGUCUCCUGCUACAGAAACAUCCUGAGGAGGCUGAGGGACGACGAGCUGCGGCUCAACAGGGACGCCAAGAUUCCCGUCCUGCUGCAGGCGGAGGAUGUGCGGUACCUGGUGGAGGUGGUCUGGGCGUCCCGCUCGGCCCUGAACGGCAGCAGAGACCUCUACAGCCUGGUGUUUGUCCGCUGGGACCGUCGGAGGGACUUCAGCCCCUGGAACUGCAUCCUGCUGUCCAAAGAAGAGACUUCAGCUCACAUGGAGGUGGAAGACGUCCACAAGGUCUACGAGGCGACGUUCAUCCGCGGGAUCGAGCACAAACACACGCUGGCUCGGCGCCACUUCAGUCAGUUCUCCGUCAUGGACGAGUACCUGGACUCUAAGCUGGCCACUGCCCCGGGCAACCAGCGUGUCUCCAAGCCCGUCACCAUGGCGACAGGCGAGCACGCCACCGACAUCACACCAGCACUGGCUCAUUAA
Chelmon rostratus (copperband butterflyfish) is the source of this 2376-nucleotide messenger RNA. RefSeq names its product IQ motif and ubiquitin domain containing (gene iqub). NCBI's taxonomy places the organism in Eukaryota, Metazoa, Chordata, Actinopteri, Chaetodontiformes, Chaetodontidae. Gene Ontology annotation, biological process: cilium assembly. The transcript is spliced from 14 exons. The record is from RefSeq and is a predicted model, not a curated record. The coding region runs from base 1 to 2376 and encodes 791 amino acids. Gene Ontology annotation, molecular function: protein binding. Gene Ontology annotation, cellular component: motile cilium; acrosomal vesicle.